AAAUUUGACUCGCAGCCCUGGACAUGGGCGUGGGUAGGCAGACUACGACUGCUGCCGAUGUGUAUCAUAAAUCGUGGAGGGCAAAGGGUAAAAGGAUAAAAAGGAAAAGAGAAGGACGGACAAGCAAUCGCCGUACUAGUAAGGAGCUGUGAGGCCAGCCACCGCUUGCUCAUCCCCGUUCUUCAUCCCCCCCCGCCUCCUUCCCACCACCAGCCUGCCACCACCGACAGCACCUCGCCAGCCGCUAGCCCGCCUCACUUGCGUAGCCCAAAAGCCUGCUUGCUCGGCACACUCCUGCUUUACGUCAAACCCCGCUUCUGUCUUCUUUGGACGUACCGGUCUGAGCCACGUCUUUGGGCAUCUCACUGUACUGUCGGCAAGCUCUUGCUCGAGCAUUCCGGGAUUGAGAGGCACGCAUACCGAGAAGAAGUGCGAAGGCUUACGGCAUUCUGCUCUGAAGGAUCAUGUCGGAAUUUAUGAAAGAGUACAAGCUGGUCGUGGUCGGUGACGGAGGGGUGGGCAAGAGCGCUCUGACGAUCCAGUUCAUCCAAAGCCAUUUUGUGGAUGAGUACGACCCGACUAUCGAGGAUUCGUACAGGAAACAGGUGGUGGUGGACGACGAAGUCGCCCUGCUAGAUGUGCUAGACACAGCAGGGCAGGAAGAGUACGGGGCGAUGCGGGAACAGUAUAUGCGCACUGGGGAAGGGUUCCUCAUCGUCUACGCUAUCAACAGCCGGACGUCAUUUGAGGAGCUCACAGCGCUGCAUCAGCAGAUCCUGCGGGUGAAGGACGCGGACAACUUUCCCGUGGUGAUCGUAGCUAACAAAUGCGAUUUGGAGUAUGAGAGGCAGGUCGGGGGACAUGAGGGCCGUGAUCUGGCAAGACACUUCGGCGCACCGUUUAUCGAGUCGUCAGCAAAACAUCGCGUAAAUGUUGACGAGGCGUUCACAGCGCUCGUCCGGGAGAUCCGGAAGUAUCAACGGCCCGCCCCCCCACCGCCAACCGCCAAACCGUCGCAGAACAUCUUCGGCCACCCACACCCGCUCACAGCAUCCCACUCGCACCUGCACCAGCCUACACCCCGGAUGCCAAGUACGACAGGGUACGACGAGCAUCCUGUGCCGUAUGCGUACGGCCAGGGGUACGGGCACGAGGAGGAGAAGCAGAGAGAAGGGGGUUGUUGCGGUGCUUGUGUGGUUAUGUGACCUAUUUCCACAUUCACCUGGACAGUUUCGAAGAUACGGUCGGAUUUGGAUAUGGAUAUGGAUAUGGAUUGCUUACUUAGUGCUCGGUUUUCGCCCUUCGCUGUUGUCUGACUAUAUAUACUCUGCAUUUCCCUUUAUGCAUGUGCUGCUGUGCAACCAAAUGUGCAAUAUACCGCGUUCUUGUUGCACGUUCGAGAACGGCCCAGGGACUCGUGCACAAUAUAUUGAUUACCGC
This is a messenger RNA of Dacryopinax primogenitus, 1440 nucleotides long. Its product is annotated as ras-domain-containing protein. NCBI's taxonomy places the organism in Eukaryota, Fungi, Basidiomycota, Dacrymycetes, Dacrymycetales, Dacrymycetaceae. The record is from RefSeq and is a predicted model, not a curated record. Gene Ontology annotation, cellular component: plasma membrane. Gene Ontology annotation, molecular function: GTP binding; GTPase activity; GDP binding. Gene Ontology annotation, biological process: signal transduction. The transcript has 7 exons. Bases 465 to 1205 code for a protein of 246 amino acids.